Dalotia coriaria is the source of this 2075-nucleotide messenger RNA. It is a transcript of the gene ash2, whose product is annotated as Set1/Ash2 histone methyltransferase complex subunit ash2. Gene Ontology annotation, molecular function: transcription cis-regulatory region binding; protein binding. The transcript is spliced from 9 exons. The record is from RefSeq and is a predicted model, not a curated record. Bases 127 to 1875 code for a protein of 582 amino acids. NCBI's taxonomy places the organism in Eukaryota, Metazoa, Arthropoda, Insecta, Coleoptera, Staphylinidae. Gene Ontology annotation, cellular component: Set1C/COMPASS complex.
AUAUAUACAGCAAACCGUCAACGCUCAAACCAAAUUGAUUGCAGUUUUAUUGUUUUGUGGUUAUGCUCGCAGGACGCGGACCGAAUAUCAAAUAAAAACAUAAACAAUCGAAUAUUAUCAAUUAAAAUGGCCAGUGAAUUCACGGAAAAGAUUGACGUGCCUGCAAAUGGAAAUAAUACCGUUGCCAACCAGGAUGAGCCCCAUUUACAGGAGUCGGCACCGCCAGAAAAAGGCGAUAGUGAAAAUUCCGAGUCAUCUCUGGAACGAGAAAAGCUGCCGGAAAAUGGCGACACCACUGCAUCAAGGACAACAACAUCCAACACAUGCUAUUGUGGCAAGGAGAGAAACUUAAAUAUAGCAGAACUACUUUGUGCCAACUGCAAUAAAUGGUUUCAUGAGUCAUGCAUUGGCUAUCAACUUGGCAAACUUGUGCCAUUCCUCUCAAAUUAUAUCUUCCAGUGUAAAAACUGUUCGAGGACAGGUUUAGAAAGCUUUAAAAAGAGUCAAGCUCAAAUAGCACAAAUGUGUAUAACCGCCAUCGCGAAUCUGCAGCAAACAAGUGCCAAAGAAGGCGGCAAUCAAACAAUGUUUAACAAAGACAAAGAAAUCAUACCAUACAUUGAAAAUCACUGGGAAGCACUAACGACGACAUCUCGCCGUGUGACACAAUCCUGGCAUUCAACAGUUCUCAGGGCAUUGCAAAAAGACAUUCAAUUAUUAUUCACAACCGAAGAGGGCAGCGACGGGCAGAAUUUCGGUCUAGUAUGCACGGAUCUCACCCAAAUCAAACCCAACUAUGAAGCGAUGAUCAAAGGUGGCACGCUGCGCAUCACCGAAACCGGCAUUCAGCACGCUGUCGCCGGCGGCGUUAAGAAUCGCAAUACAAAGCGGAAAUUUCCCGGCGAUGUGAACGUGAUGGGCAAGAAGGGUCGCAACGCUGAUUUGAGUGCUGUGAAACUACCGGCGCACGGAUAUCCGCUUGAUCAUCCGUUUAACAAGGAUGGGUAUCGGUAUUUAUUAGCAGAGCCUGAUCCACAUGCACCUUAUCGACAGGAGUUUGAUGAAAGUGCAGAUUGGGCUGGUAAACCUAUCCCUGGAUGGUUAUAUCGUACUCUGGUGCCUUCCACGGUGCUUUUGGCAUUAAACGACCGCGCCCCGCAGUUGAAAAUCUCUGAAGAUCGUUUAUCAGCUACAGGAGAAAAAGGAUAUUGUUCUGUUCGUGCUACACAUUGUGUUUCUAAAGGUUGUUGGUAUUGGGAGGCGACCAUUGAGGAAAUGCCCGAAGGUUCAGCGACGCGUAUCGGCUGGGGGCAAGAUUAUGCUAAUCUGCAGGCUCCUCUAGGCUACGACAAGUUCGGCUACUCGUGGCGAUCGCGUAAAGGAACUGUUUUUCACGAACAGCGCGGUAAACACUUCAGCGAUGGGUACGGAGAGGGUGAUACUUUGGGCUUUAUGAUUAUUUUACCGGAAGUUGCAACUACACGUCGAAUUCCACAAGCUUACAAAGACAAACCAUUAGUAAAAUUCCGCUCUCAUCUUUACUAUGAAGAAAAAGACAACGUUAGUGAAUGUUUGAAGAAGCUAACACCGUUACCAGGCAGUAAAAUAAUGUGUUUCAAGAACGGCGUGCUCCAGGGCGUCGCGUUCAGUGAUAUUUACGGCGGUGUUUAUUAUCCUACUGUGUCCCUGCACAAGAACGCGACGGUUUCGUUGAAUUUCGGGCCGAAUUUUAAAUUUGCGCCUUCUGCAGAUGAAUAUACCUAUCAAGGUAUGAAUGCUAAAGCCGUGGAAGCAAUCUGUGAGCAAACCCUGGCUGAUUUGAUGUAUUUGACGGAGAAUGAGGGUCGUUUGAGAUUGGAUACUGUUGUUAUGUGACAAUAGUGGACCCAUUUCAGUUGGUUUUACUUUUAAGUUCAGGAAAUGCCUGAUAUUUCCUCCAGAAAUUAAUUGGUAGAUAAAUAAUUGAAUAAUUUUAAACAUACUAGUUAGAUAGGUCAUGAAUAUGUGAAUUUUUAAAUUUAUUAAAUAUUGUCUGUUUACAUGUAAACUAAAUUAAAAAUAUCGUCCGGAAUUUA